Messenger RNA from Tremella mesenterica DSM 1558, 1458 nucleotides. RefSeq lists its product as uncharacterized. The record is from RefSeq and is a predicted model, not a curated record. The coding region runs from base 1 to 1458 and encodes 485 amino acids. Gene Ontology annotation, molecular function: protein binding. NCBI's taxonomy places the organism in Eukaryota, Fungi, Basidiomycota, Tremellomycetes, Tremellales, Tremellaceae. The transcript is spliced from 3 exons.
AUGGCGAAGAGAACUUCAGACGCAGCGGGAUCAGAGUCCAAUGGGAAGGUUCAGGAUAGAGGGCAGGGAAUACCCAGAGAAGGACAGAAGGUAGAUGACGAAAUGGGCGAGUUUGAGGAUCGUUGGGAGGAUGAUAUUGAAUCGGAAGAGGAUAUGCAGGAGGGGGAGAAUGAUGACUUUACCCCCGCAAUGGAAGACGAUCAACCUUCUCAACCCCGCAAACAAACCUAUUUACCAGGAACCAAGCUCGAUGCUGAUGAACAACUCACUCCCGACCUUUCCGUUUACCUCCUCCUACAUUCACUCUCUUACGCUUGGCCUUGUCUAUCUUUCGAUAUCCUCCAUGACGAUUUAGGUUCUUCUCGAACUUCAUACCCACACACCGCAUUUAUUGUUUCUGGUACACAAGCAGGUACGAUCCCUGGACAAGGUCGAGCCAAAGAUGAAGUAGUUAUCAUGCGUCUUUCUGGUUUAAGCAAAACUCAACAAUUUUCCGAUUCCGAUUCUGAAAAUGAAUCAAACGAUGAGAAUGAUAUUGAAGAAGAUUCCAAAUUAGAUUUCUUAACCAUACCUCAUAUCGGUAAUGUUAACAGAAUCCGAGCUGCUCCUACUUUACUCAAUUCAACUAUUCCUGAUCCUUAUCAUGUUGCAACUUUCAGUGAAACUGGUAAAGUUCAUAUAUUCGACGUACGACCAUAUAUCGAUACACUUUCAGGACCUUCUAAACCUCGUCAAAAAGUUCCCAUACAUACCAUCAAUAAUCAUGAUAGAUCAGAAGGUUUCGCUUUGGAAUGGGGUCAAAGUGGUUUGUUAAGUGGGGAUUGUGAUGGGAAAAUUUAUAGAACGGUGUUAACUGAAACGGGUUUUAAAACGGAACAAAAAUCUUUUUUAGGACAUGAGAAUAGUGUUGAAGAUAUUCAAUGGAGUCCAAACGAAAUGGGAGUUUUCGCUUCUUGUUCAGCUGAUAAAACUGUUAAAAUGUGGGAUGUUAGACAAAGAUCAAAACCUGCUUUGAGCGUCAUGGCACAUGAUGAAGAUGUGAAUGUUAUCAGUUGGAAUAAAGAAGUUGAUUAUCUGUUAGUUAGUGGUGGUGAUGAAGGUGGUAUAAAAGUAUGGGAUUUGAGAAUGUUUAAGCAACAACCAUCACCGGUCGCUCACUUCACUUGGCAUACCGCUCCUAUAACUUCAGUCGAAUGGGAUCCUAAUGACUCUUCCGUCUUCGCUGCAUCUGGUGCAGACGAUCAACUCACUUUAUGGGAUUUAUCCGUGGAACAAGAUGAUGAUGAAGUACCUAUAUCUUCACAAGACGGACAGAAUUUGAGUAUUCCACCACAACUUUUGUUCGUUCAUCAGGGUCAGAGGGAUGUAAAGGAAUUACAUUGGCAUCCUCAAAUACCUGGAGUGGUAAUUAGUACAGCUUCCGAUAGUUUCAAUGUUUUCAGAACUAUUUCUUCUUGA